AAUCUACGAGUGAAGAUGUAGAGCAUAAUGUGAACCAGAAGAUUGGUGAGCAACUUUAUUAUUUGUCAGUCUUUAACUUGUGAUACAUUUGCGGUUAGCGAUACAACUGCAUGUUUUACUAUUGCCACAUGUAGUGGAUGCAGUGUGUUUAGACAGGGGAGCUGUGUGUGUUUGUAUGGUGGAUGCAGGGUGUGUUUGUGUAGUGUGUGUAUGUAUAGUGGAUGCAGUGUGUGUAGUGUUCGUAUAGGGAAUGUAGUGUGUAUGCAGUGGGUUUUUGUAGUGUGUCUGUUUCUGAAGGGUUGUAAUUUGUGUAAAAUGCAUGUACUGAGCAGUGGGGGCCUGCAGCAAGCGCUUACUUACCUUCCCAGCAGCUCCCUUCAGCUCCCUUGUGUAAAUCUCGUGGACUGCGUGCUGUGCGGAGUGUUGCUAUGAUGGCCGCGGGACUUGCGAGAUUUACACAGAGGAGCUGACGGGAGCUUCUGGGAGGUAAGUAAGCGCUUGCUGCGGCCCCCCCGGACCACCGGGGUCAUAACAAGUAUGUAUUAUCGGCAAUAUCGGUAUCUCUAUUUCGAUAAUCGGUCGAUCCCUAGAUUACACUGUGAUUGAUGCUGGGCAGCUGGCAAUGCCAGUCAAUAGUUUAAACGGGCUGAGGACAAGCCUGGGAACCCUUCCUGGGUCUAUUCAGACCCUAGAGGUCUUCCUGAAGCAGCCUGUAGCCCAGAAACACUGAGGCUGAGCUCAAUCGCUCAGCUGUGGUGAAAUCAAUGUAUUUAAAGGCCUCUAAGCAGCUAUGACAUCCUGUGUCGCAUGAAGCUCCUCGAUCAGUCUGGGGUCACUAAAAAUGGUUUCAUAUGACAGAGGUAUCCAAUGAUACCAGAGUCCUGUGAAUAGGGAUUUACCUUGCUCUCACCUUGAUCGCUUUAAAGAGCUACAUGCAUUGUUGACGAGUAGUGCAUGCAGUUCAUCAAAAAAGACCGGAGCCAAAAUUUUGAAUUAUUAUUUCCAGUGAGUAUCCUGCUACAUUUUGCCUAAAGAGGACCUGGAUCAGUUUGGACUGUACACAAUAAAAAAUAUACAUGUAAUUACGUAAUAAAUUAAUUUAAUCUUUAUGCUUAGAGUCCAUGAAGCCUCUUUUUUUUUUUUUUUGGGUGCUAGUGUGAUUUGGUAAUGUGUAAAAUUGACUUUCUUAUCUGAUUCACAUUCUUCUUCUAUGUGGCUAUUGAUUGACUUAAGAAAACAGAGGAAGAGUGCAUAUGAUAUAAAAUUGUAAGCUCUUGCAUAGUACCUUGCAAGAAGCUGAAUCCCACUAGCAUAACUCUCUUCUUUUUUUUUUUUUUAUCAGUGUGUCUUGCUACAUAACCCAUUUUGGUAUAAUUAAAUAGUCUCUUUGCAUAAAUUGGAAAGCACCGUGGAUAAAAACAUUAAAAAAACACUGUCGUGUAGAUUUAGUAUGGCAUCACUGACUGCAAUAGUUUCUCAUGUAAUUGUUUAAAUUCUACAAUGUUUAGUCCGAUUAGGUCAUUGGUGCUUAAUACAAAUUGUGUCUCUUGUAAUUUCCUUUUGCCUUUUCUUGACCGCCUUUUUUUCAUCUUUUUCCUUUAAUUUCCUUCAUUUGUUUAGUUCUACCUUCACAUACUCCCAAUGUACGCCGCUCAAGAAGAACAAAAGUUAAACCUUUGCAAUACUGGAGAGGGGAACGUGCAAAUUAUCUGUCUCGGCAAUCAGGUGAGAUAUUCCCUUUUUAAUUAUCUAUAUAGAAUUUACAUGUAACAUCUAGAAUUUGUAUUUUUUUUAAAAACAAUUUCUUGAUAUAGAUAUAGAGAUAUAAAUAAAUAAAUAUAUAUUGUUUUAUUUAUUUUUUUAUAAAAAAAAAAAACAAAAACAAAAAAACGGUAAAUGCCUGAUAGCACCUUAUUAGAGAAAAGGAAGGAAAGAAUGUAUCACAAUUUGUGACACAAAAUAAGUCUAUGGAAGAUACUUCAAGAUCUUCCACAGAGGUCUUUGUGCAUGCCAUAGUCAUCCAUUGCACAAUGUGAAGUUGCCUUUUCUCUAUUGGACUUUUUGACUUAAAAGAACAACAACUUUACUGCACUGGCACUUGCUUGCAUCUCCUGUAUUUUUUUUUUUUUUUUUCACAUUGUACUGUGAAAGACUAGAGGUUUUCUUAGGAAAGAGCUCCAGCAGAAAUUAAUUUCACAUGCCCAACAUAAUAUGUAGUACUUUCUGGUGUGUCUUUUGAUGCAAUUCCAAGGAAAUAUCUGGUGUUUAGAUGUGUUUUUUUUUUUUUGGAUUAAUUCUAAGAAACUUGGCUCCUCUUGUUCAGGAAUUUCAGGGCAAAUAAAAUGUUUCUUGUAGGUAAUUAGGAACGCAGGAAAGUAUACUUUUAAUGUCUGAUGCAUAUGUAGAUUUAUAUAAUGAGUGCACCCUAGUUUUGUGGCCAGGGUGUGAGUUAGAAGUUUGCAGAAUAACCUUGGUGGAAUUUGUCUUUUUUUUUUUUUUUUUGUUCUUCAAUGAACAAGUCUUGAAGGAGGUAAAGGUUUGACAAACUGGAAGCACAAUGAGAAUUUCUGAAGGUAAUUUUCUUUGUGCCUAUUCACUGCUGUGCACUGCAUAAUGGAUAAUAAUGUGAAGAAACUGCAUUAUCGGCGCACCAAAUACAGGAUGAACUGUAUUCAUUGAAUGGAGUACUAUGUAGACAUAGUCCAGACAAUGUCCAGAAAUGUUGUGCAUUACGUUAUAGCAGCUGAUUUUAUGUAAUCCUGCUUGUUUAAUUUUAUUAUAUAUUUUUUAUUUAACAAAAUGUAAUUCUAUAAUAGGUGGCUUUGUGAUUGAUGGCAUCAUACCAGCUCAAGACAAAGAAGAUAGAAAAAAACCUGCUAAUAAAAAACAAAAUAAGAACAAAGGUAAAGUAGGUAUAUAGAAUUUAUUUAUUUUAACAAAACAUGAAAAGGGCACUCUACGACUCUGCAAUAAAAUUUCUUUCCUAGGUGUUAAAAUCCAGCCAAAAAACAAAACAAAAAAAACCCCAUAAAGAUGUAUUUUUAUAAUGUAAAAUAAAAUACAAUCAAAGAUCAACCAAAGUGAGCAGCCAACAUCUGGCAGAUACAAAUUUAAAUUUAGAGAAAAAGAUCCAAAUCACAGAAGGGCAGAGCAUACAGCAUACUAUAAUCAGAAAUCAACAAAAUAGCAUAAUAGGGCAUCCGUGUUUUCAACGUUUUGCAAUCUGUUAUAACAUCUAAGUGUGCUGAGUCACUACAAACCAUUGCUACAUCAUGUAGAAUAGUGAGAAUUAUUUCUGUACUCCCACUGUAGUGAGCACGGGGUGUAUCGAGGGAGGAUCAGGCAGUUAUAUAAUCAUAACUCGCGAAUAUCGUCCAAUGUAUCUUCCAAUAUAAAAAGAGAAAUACUUUAAACAAACUUUUUUUUUUAGAAAUUAGAUUGACCUAUACAAAUCUCCACAUUGAGUCCUCAAUAUUGUGCUCAAAAACAAGUUUAUCAAAAAGCACAGACAUUCUAAUGUUUUGACAAAGAACAUGACAAAGGGCUAAUACAAUUAAAUUCUUUUGGGGGUACUGUCUAGUGUAUAGAUCCAAAAUGCUUCCCUGCACAGGAGUUCAUUGUCCCCGUCACCCCUUCUGUGGUGAAUGGGAUUAUGGAAAUCCCCAUAAACGUAAGUGAUGCAAGCAGCUGAUCUGCCCUCAAAAAAUGUCUCACCACCGGUGGUGUCUUAGCAUAGAAGGUUGCAUAAUGGAUCGACGAUAUGAUUGCAGAAUCUCUCCCUCAAAUCAUGCUUAGUCAUGCCAAAGUAGGCAAGUACAUGUGGGCACAUAAUCUUAUUAAUUACAUUUUCUGUCUGACUUGAGAUGCAGUGUUUCAUUUGUUACUGUUUGCCAGAGUGGGGACGGUAGAAAACUUUGACCGGGUUUAUGUAACUACAUGUUGUGCACAGGUACCUGUAGCAACCAACAUUGGUCUGAGAGGAUCCAGAACCCUGAAUAUUAAGUUAACCAUUAUGAACAAGUCUAUCACUACAUUUAAAGCAGCUGAUUUUAUGAAACCAUCUUGUUUAGUUUUAUUUUAUAUAUAUAUAUUUUUUUUUAUUUAACAAAAUGUAAUUCUAUAAUAGGUGGCUUGAUGAUUGAUGGCGUCAAACCAGCUCAAGAUAAAGAAAAGAGAAAAAAAACUGCUAACAAAAAGCAAAAUAAUAACAAAGGUGAAGAAGGUUUCUUUAUUUUUCUUCCCUUAACUUUUAUUUAACUUACCAAAGUGAAUUAUUAUGACAAUAUAUGUUCUCAAUGCAAGUAAUAUUAAUCUGUAAGUGUACAGUGUAUUUUUUUUUUUUUAAAUGUAAACAUUUUUUUUUGAAUGUAAAAUACAACACAUAUGUCAAGCACAGUCUCAGCCACAGGAAAGUUGUCAUGGAAUAGAUACAGCAUCAAGAUUGUACAUUAAGCAUUCACAUUCACUUUUUUGCAGUUAACAAUAAAACAGAAGUAUAACAAAACACAAAUAAAAUAUAUCAAGUGUAAUAUAUCUAUGGAGAAUUUUCAGCCAGUUUAGGUGUAGCGAAGUUCAGCAGGAUCUCAAUUAAAUUUUUUUUUUUUUUUUAAAGACAUCUUACCUUGAUUAUUAAAGCAACAUCUGCAUUCAACCUUGGUCAUUUGGUCACUUAAACAAUUAUUAUUAAUUAGAAAAGCAAUAAUAAGGAAAGGGGUAUCUCUGCAGCUCUUGAACAUUGACUUUAAUGUCAGGCCAUUAUGAUAAGAAGGAAUACCCUGGAAAUAUUAUGACCAAAUACAGUGCCAUCCAAAGGGUUAGUGACAAUUCCCUGUGGUGGGAAAUGGGUUAGGUACUCAGUAUUGAGAUGCGGCCCAUAGACUUUACCCGGCUUAGCUCUAGUACAAAAUCAGUGUAGGUUUAACUAUAUACAAGCACCGCACCAUUGAACCCCUCACUGCCCCAAAAGAAUAACAAACCGAGUUAUAGUAGAGUAGCAUUGGAUAGAGUACUCAAAGGAUCCCACCCUGCCACCAUCUCAGCCGAGAACCAAGCCAUGUAUUUCGGCGUUGCUCUUAUUUUUGAUUGAAAGGAGGUAUCCAGGGUGGGAAGUACCCGGUUGGUUCCAGACCUGAAGAGUGGUCUUGCGGCCCACUGCUGCUAUGAUCCUGGAGAAACGUUUAUGAAGCACGGGGUUGCCAGGAAUGGGUCCUAACAAAAGGAAACUGUGAUUUAGUGGCAAAGGCAUCAUAUUGUUAUUCGUUAAGUAUUGGGCAACCUCCCUCCAGAUGCUCUGAAUCAGGGAGCACUCCCACAGACAGUAUUACAGGUCCGCAUUGGUAUGGGUGCAUUUGAAACAGGUGGAGGAGUAUUUCCUUGCCAUCUGAUGAAGUCUAUGCAGGGUAAAAUGAGUAGUGUGUGGUUAUCAGGAACAUGUCUCGAUAAGAAACCACGGGGAGCAGUUGACUCUGUGUGUAAUGUGCGUUUAGGAUGUAUUCAAGUGGAAUGUCAGGGAAGUGGGUCUUCCACUUCACCAGACCCGUUCGUAGUGUGUUCCAGUCAGGUUUGUAUCGCUAAAGGGUAGAAAUGGAGUAAAAUGCAGGUUUUUUUGGUGCAUCACAGAUAAUCCAGAGAAUUACUCCAAUCUGAAACCACGAGGCGCCGACUUAUAUUGCAAUAGUAGUGUCGUACUUGAAAGUAUGCAAACCAGGGUAUGGGAAGGCCCGGGAUGCGUUCUCUCUGGCAACCUAUGGUAAGAAAUGUUGUGUUAAAAUCUACGAAGGAACUCAAUGACACGAUACCAUACCUUGACUAUGUAGGGAAUGGGUAUGUUUUGGAUCCACUCUGGAACUCAAGAUUCCAGAGCAAGGGUAAAUGUAGAGAAGAUUGUGGGCUCGCCCCUAAUUUGUCGCGAGACAGUUUCCAAGCCUUAAUAGGGAUGGCCACUAGGGGGUUGGAAAGAAUGUUGUCUGGGAGUAGAUUAUGUGGUUUGUAUAGGAGGGCCAGAAGGGAAUCCGGCAGCGCCAGAAAGGAGUCCAAGGCCAGGUCUAAGUAUCUAGAUUGCAAUCCAGUCAAGCGCAUGCCGAAGCUGAGCGCUCAAACUAUACUCUUUGGCAUUAGGAAGAUUAAGUCCUCCAGUGGAUGUGAUGUGAUAAAGUUUAGUUAAGCUCAGCCUGGCCCCGCCCCUGCCAAAGAAAGUGCCUCAGCUUUUUGUUCAAAAGACAUUCAUUUUUUUUGGAGAGUAAGACUUGGGAGCACCUGAAGCGGAUACAGCAGCUUUGGGAAAUAAAUCGAUUUAUAGAGAUUGGCUCGUCCUAUUUAUGAUAGUUGUAGUUUGUGCUAAUUUUCCAAUUCAGUAAAAAAUAGAGGAAAAGGAUAGGUGGAAUAUUCAGUUUAUUCAAAAGGGCAAUGUUUCUUGGGAUCUUAAUUCCCACAUAUUGUAGGGCUGUUGGUUGCCACUUCAGUGGCACAUUCCCAGACAGCUAAGUGGGUGGUCCCCUUCCAAGAUGUACCGCACUGGAUUUAGUCCAGUUAACUUUAAGUCCCAGCAUGGCAUAAAACUUCUCAAGUAGGUCAAGAAGGGGUGGUAUCGAAGAUCCUAAAUACUUAUUAGGUUUUAUAAUUAGUGUUUAUUAGAGAUAUUUGGUGUAAAUGUGGGCACAGAGUAGGUGGUUUACUAUGUUUGUGAAGAGUUGUAAUCAUUUGGAAAGACUCCUAUAUUCACAUGUGCAUUAAAACUCUGUAAAACAAUAUAUACGCAAAAUGUUAGAAUGUAUAAUUUGUUUUAUAAUGAUAUGCCAUAAGGCCAUCUGGUGAAGGAGAAUUGUGAAGUUUAGUAGAUGUAAUUGCUUUGAGUACCUCAUCAGCUGAGAUUAAAAUUACUAUAGACUUCACCACACCUGCAGGCAGUGAUGGCAAAUCUACUGAAUUAUUUUUUUAAAUAAUUCACGAACCCCUCAGGAUUAGGUUGAAUUGUUUCCCAAAAAUUAUAUAGGUUACAGAAAUGUCCAUAAAGGGUAACAAUUGGAUCACUGAUGGUCUGAGGGCUUUCAUAUUUUUUUCCUUUUAUCUUGUUAACAAAAAGGGAUGGCACUCGAGGACAAUUUUUUCAUUAGCUUACUUGCAAGUAGUGUUUCACCCUUAUUACAUGUUACAGUAGAAAUCAGACUUUAAGUUCAUCACUCAAAAUGCUGUCUUUUCCAGUUGAAGUUUAUUUAGAUCUUCCCUUAUAACUCCUAUCCUGAUUCAAAUUGCCUCUGUGGAAUGCUGUCUGUCUUUAGUUUGCAUCAAAGGAUUCUGCUUGCAGCAUUAUAUAUGUGGUUUGUAUAUGUGUCUAAGUGUUAAUCUUUUUCAGUACCUCAAAAAUUUAAUCACUUUGAUUUUUUUUUUUUCUAUGUAAAAAUGCCAUGGUUCCUGUUCUCCUCUCUCCUUAUACUAACAUAUGUUUCUCUGGUGUUAGGGGUCCCAUUGUUGCUUUUUUAUGUCAUGUUAUGCCUCAUUUUGUGGGAAAUUAAAUGAGGCAUACCAUGACAUGGUAUCACACUCUACAAAGUUUUUAUUUUUUUACUGUGUGAAUUUUGGCCCCUUCAUGUAGAAGUACAUUUGUGAGUUCAAGCACUGAUGUUGGACGUGAAGGGAUUGGCUUUCAAUAUCAGUUGCAGUUCCUCCUAAAGGUGUUCGAUGGGGUUGAGGUCAGAGUUUUGUGCGGGUUCCCCCUUGCUGUGACUCUACAGUCUGCAUGAAAAAAGAUGGUUUUAAUUUUUAAUCCGAUGUUAACAUACUUUCAAAGUUUUUAUCUCCGGCUCUAUAAAUUUAAGUUUACUCAUACACUGGAGUCACCUGCAGGGCUAGAAGGCUAUUAACCAAGCCAGAGAUAAGAAAAUGUAUAUAUUAAACGUGUAAUAAAUGAAGUUUAAGCAUUAGAUAUCUCUCUCUACAGAAAGUGUUUAUAACAGCUGUACAAGUCACUUGCAGGUGUGACUAAGGCUGCAUAAACAAAGUUAUUUAACUCCUAAAUUGGAGAGAAUUGAGUAGUGAGAUGUCAGGGGCGUGAUCUGUACACCAAAACUGAUUCAUUAAGCUAAAGUUAUUCUGCUGCCAAUAGUGUCCCUUUAAGUUAAAAACUUUUUCUGGGCAAUAUUUAUGUUCUGUUAUGGGCACAAUAUGCAAAGAAGUAAGCACUCAAUCUUGGUUUCCUGUAUAUCUAUGAAAGCUCUGAGCUCUGCACCUUACAUUCCAUAUCGAGAUAUUUGUAAUGUACCCAGCUGUUUUUGGAAUAAAUUGUGAUGUAGUUUUCUAAAUCUUUAAACCAUCACAUGGGCGAAUACUGGUGGUUUGCAAGGUUUUAUUCACUGGUUUAAAUUCAAGAGAAGUAACGACUCUCUGAUCAACUUAAUGACUCUGUAUAUCCUAUUUUGUAAAAUUAUAGCUUUUUAAAGAUACUUUUGUUUGUAUUGUGCAAUUUAUGCUAGCAUAUAGGUUUUUAAAAGGACACUAUAGUCACCAGAACAACUACAGCUUAAUGAAUUUGUUCUGGUGAGUUGAAUCAUUACCUUCAGGCUUUUUGCUGUAAACACUGUCUUUUCAGAGAAAAUGCAGUGUUUACAUUACAGCCUAGUGAUAACUUUCGCUGGCCACUCCUCAUAUGGCUGUUAGAGAUCCUUCCUCGGUCAUGGCUACCUAAAAUGCAUUCAAACAUUCAGUGUCUCCUCCUUCUGCAUGCAGACACUGAACUUUCCUCAUAGAGAUUCAUUGAUUCAGUUCAUCGCUAUGAGGAGGUGCUGAUUGGCCAGGACUGUGUUUAAAUUGUGCUGGUUCUGCCCCUGAUCUGCCUCCUUGUCAGUCUCAGCCAAUCCUAUGGAGAAGCAUUGUGAUUGGAUCAGGCUACCACUUCUGAUGAUGUCAGCAGACAGCUUGUUUUUCUGAGGCAAACAGCACACAGAGCUACAGCUUCAGGCUUGAAUACAAGUAAGAUUUUGCUAUGUUUAUGGAGGCACGAGGGGUCUGGAUGGUGGUUUUAACACAUGUUUGUGUUCCUGACCCUAUAGUGUUCCUUAAAAAAAAAUUUUUUUUUUACCACUCUAAUUUUCUUUUCUCUCCCAAAAUAAAGAAUCCUUUUUCUUUACUUCAUUUGCAUUCCCUUCUUUCUUCCUCCCCCUUUUUUUUUUUAUCCUUCCUUAUUCCUUCCUUUCCAUCCCUUCCUUCCCCGUGUCAUUUACUAUAUUCAUGCCUUAUGUCUGGGGAUCUGGUUUGCCAUGAAGCUUUUCUCUUUGUGGAAAUUUGUCUUUUAUUGUAUUGCAUUAGAUAUGUUUUGUAUCUCUUGAAAAAAAAAAUGUUGCUGCAGCAUUUUUUACAAUACAACUUUGCAGUAAGUACUCUUUGCACUAUGAACCAUUUCAGAUAAUGCAAAAUUAUGUUGCUUGCAUUGAAACCAAUAAAUACUGAAAGAAGUAGGACAUGAACUGACAAGCUGGCUAAGCAGUGACUUUUAAUAUGGAUACUUUUAAUAUAUGGCACUGCAAAAUGAGUAUGUUUUAGCAUUAUUUUUAAUACACUUUUUAAUGUUUAAAUUUUAUAUAUUUUUCAGAAUACAUUUCUAAACCUACAGACAUGCAACCCUUAGGACCUACUGUGGUUCUUGAUCCAGUUACAGGAACAGAAAUAAAUAUGGGUAUGAGAAGUCCCUACUUCUUUAAUUUAGUGUUUAUGAAACAAUCAUAAGUAACUUUUUUUUUUUUCCUCUUCUUUCUAAAUUCUAGAAUGUGUCAAAACAGGUGAAGACUAUGAUCACAGUGAUCCUCCCCAAAAAAUAUCUUUUUGCAAGAGCUUUCGCAAUCAAAUUUUUUCUACAGGAAAAUUGAUAGUUGGACCAUUACAGGAAAAAGGAUAUCAGUUUGUCUGCCUCCAUACAAUGGUGAGAGAUUAAUUGGAAUAUAGAAUUGUCAGACUACUUUGGUGACAUGUAAUGAACAUAUUUUGUAUAUUUGUUUGCACAAUCAAGAAAAUCAUUAUAAUGAAAGGGUACCUGAUGUUUAAAACUGUACUAGUUAAGUGGUAACCCUUACAAAAUAAAAAUAGUAUAUAUACCCACAAAGAAAAUAUGCGUAUAAUUUGUUUUGCUUGUUUUCAUUGGGAAAAAAAGAAAUGAAACUUUUGCCUUGCAGUAGCAACUGACCUUGUGUAUUAUUUAUUCUUUCUUUAUCUAACUUUAUGUAAUCUAACACAGGAGGCAGCUUUGUACUAGAAUGCAAUUAACAGAGCAGAAGAUAAGACCUUCUAAUACAUUCUCCUAAGAUUUUAAAAAUGAAACUUUCUUUUCUUUUUGUUUGCAAAGUGUGAAGAAAGGCUGUGUGUGUUUCAGCCAGGAGAGGUAUGCUGAGGUUGAUUGAUUGGAGCAGGGGAGGAGGGGGUGGAGAGGAGUUUCCUGGCACUGUGGAUUCCCCCAGCCCCUUCUGACACCUAGAGUCUGCCUUCGCUCCUUCCCUGCCGCCGGCGGGGGAGAUCUAUUGCGCAUGCGUGGUAUUAGCCGCGCUCACAUUAGGAUUUCCAGAUAGGAAAGCAUUUACAAUGUUUUCGCAUGGGAUUUUGUGUGAUGCUGGACGCAUAUGGAUGCAUAGCGUGAGGAUGUCCAUCGUCAGGCACCCAAAAGUCACCUGACAGUCUGGAAGUCCCUCUAGUGGCUGCCUGGUAGACAGCUGAUAGAGGUGGAGUUGACCCUGAAAGGUAAUUAUUGCAGUUUCUUGGGACACUGCACCCAGAUCACUUCAAUGAGCUGAAGUGGUCUGGGUGCCUAUAGUGUCCCUUUAGUUAGAAGUGCAAUACCCCUGGUUUGUUAGUGGGGAUUGAAUCAACCAAAUGAAAGGAAUUCAGCCGCAAUUUGGCUGUUUGUGAGUAGCCAAAUCAGCCAAGUUCUAGAGAUUCACGUGAUUCCAGCAGACAACUGCACUGGAGCAAAGGGAUAGUGGUUAUGUCUCUUACAGUGACCAUUUAAUAUUUUGUAUAGCUCAUAUGUAUAUAAUAUGUAAAAAGUCCAACAUGUGUACAAGUCAAGGACACUCUAAGCUCAAAAACCACCUUUGGUUUUUGUUCCUUAUAGGACAAUUUAGUAUGUAGCUCAUCCACUGUGUGUUUUCUAUUUAAUUAUUAAUAAUUUUGGUGCAGAGACCCUGUUCCUUUUUUUUCCCCAGACAGCGUAGCCAUAAAGCAUUACAGUUUCAUGGCAAUGUUUACAUUUGUUUGAAGCCACAUUUCUAGUUUCUGUUAGGUUAGUGAAUUAUCAUGUGAAUGUGUUUUUUUUCCCUUUUUGAUAUAUGUUGUAUUUUUGAACUUUUGCCUAUUUAAUACUUGGAUAUUUUUCUAACCAUUACAUCAUUUUUUUUUUUUUUUUUUUAGCUUUUUCACGUUAUUAAAGGUGAUGUAGAAGUAACAAUUCAUGUGACCAGUUACCAGCUGAAAUCUGGGGAUUCAUUUUUUGUACCACCUGGUAAGUAGAUUUUCAAGGCUAUUUGGGCCUUUCAUGCACCCCAGCAAAUCAACCUUGUCUGAAUCCAUUAAGAAAAUGUCAGAAUGAGUAGCACUAGCGCCAUAGAGAAACUAAGAAUCUGCAUUGUACUCACUCACUGCUUUGUGCCCUUCCCCUUACAAUUAUGGCUUAUUCUAGUGUUUAUGGCAUAAAUACUCUUUGGCUGCCAUCUCAUUGAGCUAUGCAAAACUGGUUUCUACCGGUUUCACAGAAAACUUGGCUUCCCUGGUAACUAAAGACUAACUAACUUCCCUAAUGUAAAAGUAAGCUUCUGCAUUAGCCUAUCAAACUUUGGUUAGCUAAGAUAGGAUGAAAGUGCAGUCAUAACCCACCCAUAGCACUGUCCAUCUAUCACUGCUAAUUAAAUAUAUAUUUAGUCAUGGUGGUACAUAGGAGAAAUAAAUUAACUCUUGCGGUUACUUCAUUCUGUUGUUUUCUUUAUGUUCAGUAGAAUGUUCAGUUGCAAGUACAAUGCACCUAUGCAGUGUAUGUUAUUGUCUUGGUUGUAUUUUGAUAUAUUUGUUAAAAUGAUUUAUUUUAAUGCAUUUUUUUUUUUUUUUUACCUGCAGGUAACCUAUACAAUAUAAAGAAUGUGUUGAAUGAAGAAGCAGUGCUGAUUUUCACACAGAUCAAGGGUCCCUCAAUGUUAGAGGAUUCGGAUUCUGAGUAG
This is a messenger RNA of Pelobates cultripes (western spadefoot toad), 12188 nucleotides long. The record is from the annotation of a GenBank genome assembly. Lineage: Eukaryota; Metazoa; Chordata; Amphibia; Anura; Pelobatidae.